AUGAUAUCGGAUAUUACUAAUACAAAAUGGUGCGGUUCAGGAAACAUAGCGAUGGACUACGAGGAUCUGGGCUCCGAGAUCGAAACCGACAAAUGCUGUAGAAGCCACGAUCACUGCAUCGACCAUAUAGCCGCCGGAGAGACGAAACACAAUCUCACCAACACGGCAUUUUAUUCAAGAUUACAUUGCACGUGCGACGAGGAAUUCCGCCGGUGUCUUCGCUUGGCUGAAACAGAAACAUCUAGAAAAGUCAAAGAGAUUUACUUCAAGAUUCUCAAAACACAAUGCUACAAGAAAGAGUAUCCUAUAAUCGGCUGCAAAUACCAUCAUGGGAGGUGCCUAGAGUACGAGCUGGAUACAAACGGGGAGCAAUUCCAUCAGUGGUUCGACGUGAUAGAUGANAAAAAUUGGUGCCUCCACUCAUGA
Bombyx mandarina (wild silkworm) is the source of this 426-nucleotide messenger RNA. Its product is annotated as phospholipase A2. The record is from RefSeq and is a predicted model, not a curated record. Gene Ontology annotation, biological process: phospholipid metabolic process; arachidonate secretion. NCBI's taxonomy places the organism in Eukaryota, Metazoa, Arthropoda, Insecta, Lepidoptera, Bombycidae. Gene Ontology annotation, molecular function: A2-type glycerophospholipase activity.